This is a messenger RNA of Pyrenophora tritici-repentis Pt-1C-BFP, 1461 nucleotides long. Its product is annotated as CLH domain containing protein. The record is from RefSeq and is a predicted model, not a curated record. Lineage: Eukaryota; Fungi; Ascomycota; Dothideomycetes; Pleosporales; Pleosporaceae. Gene Ontology annotation, biological process: protein deneddylation. Gene Ontology annotation, cellular component: COP9 signalosome.
AUGUCUGACGAUGACGACUUUAUGCAAGACUCCGGCGAUGAGGAGUAUGACUUCGAGUAUGAAGACGACGAUGAAGAGCAGAGCGGCGAUGUCGACAUCGAGAACAAGUAUUAUAACGCGAAGCAGCUCAAGGCCGAUGAUCCCGAGGCAGCCAUAGACGAGUUCUUGGGUAUGCCUGCGCUGGAAGAAGAGAAGUCGGACUGGGGCUUCAAGGGCCUAAAGCAGGCAAUCAAGCUGGAGUUUAAGCUCGCGCGCUACGACAAGGCUGUAGAGCAUUAUAAGGAGCUUCUGACUUACGUCAAGUCGGCUGUGACGCGCAACUACUCGGAGAAGUCGAUUAACAACAUGCUCGACUUUAUAGAAAAGGCUGCAGAAGAUGUUAAUGCCUACCGCUGCAUGGAGAAAUUCUAUGCUCUUACCCUUGAUAUCUUCCAGAGCACCAAUAACGAGCGGCUUUGGCUGAAGACCAACAUCAAGCUCGCCCGGCUGUGGUUGGACAGGAAGGACUAUCGACAGCUUACGGACAAGCUCCGGGAGUUGCACAAAGCCUGUCAACUCGAGGAUGGGAGCGACGACCCGAGCAAGGGCACAUAUUCAUUGGAGGUGUACUCGCUGGAGAUUCUCAUGUAUGCCGAGACCAGGAAUAACAAGCGGUUAAAAGCACUAUAUCAGCGAGCGCUCAAGGUCAAAUCGGCGGUUCCACAUCCCAAGAUUAUGGGAAUUAUCCGGGAAUGCGAGAACUGGAAGGGGGCGCAAAGCGACUUUUUCGAGAGUUUCAAGAACUACGAUGAGGCUGGAUCGCUCCAGAGGAUCCAGGUUCUGAAGUAUCUGGUGCUUGCAACGAUGUUGUCAGGGUCGGAUAUCAAUCCGUUUGACUCGCAAGAGACCAAACCCUACCAGAGUGACCCGCGUAUCUCUACCAUGACGGAUCUUGUCAACGCCUACCAGCUCGAAGACAUUCACGGGUACGAGAAGAUUCUGCAGAACAACAAGGAUCUGCUGGAAGACCCGUUUAUUGCCGAGAACAUUGACGAAGUCACGCGGAACGUGCGCACCAAGGCGGUCGUUAAGCUGGUUGCACCCUACACCCGGUUCACACUGGCAUUCAUCUCGAAACAGCUUAAGAUCUCCCUUUCCGAGGUCCAAGAGAUCGUAGGGUUUCUGAUCGUCGACAAGCGGCUACGCGGCAAGAUCAACCAGCAGAAUGGAACGGUGGAGAUAGAGAGUAGUACAGACAUGGAUCGGGUGCAGGCGAUGAAGGAAUGGAGUAGUGCGAUUGGAUGUCUCUGGCAGACGGUGUUGAACGAGGGGGAUGGGUUCAAAUCAGACGAGAGUGGCUCGCAUGGUGGUAAUACAGGGGGCCCAGGCAUGGUUUGGAGCCAAGGCUCCAUGGGCGGCAAGUCUGGACGAGGAAAAGUUAAGGGCGCGGGGCGGAUGUCGGGACUGGUAGGGAAAGGAUGA